GUCACUUCGAGAUCUACCGAGAACGCCGAGCCGCAGCAAAGGCAAAGAUGACAAGCGCCGCCCCGACUGGAGCUGAACCAUACGUGACCCUAAAAUUGAGCGGAAAUCCAGAAGACGCCGGAAGAUCAGCUGGUAAAUCGUUCAAUGAAUCAUUGUUGUACGCGAACUUCCAAGAGAUGAGAAAACAGAACCCACCAGCCAGAGUUGCAGCCGGACCGGACGAUAGCACCAACGACGCCAAACCUGUCGCACCCAAGCCGUAUGAUCCCAAAUCCAUGAUCGAAUUCACCCGCUCGAAGACCCGUCGUGGAAAUGACCGAGACUCUAAACAAGAAGAGAACAAGCCCACAGCAGGAGAAGAGCAAGAGAGUUGGACAGUGGUGAAAAACCAUCCCGACUGGGUACAGGUGGAAGACAUGGGAAUCUCUACAGGAAACAUCAUCGAAGGACCGCGCGAUGAAGAUACACUGGUUUGGAUUGCUCACAACACCAACAAAUCUGUUCGUGAAAAGAGUCAGGCUAUCUAUCCUGGCUUGCGGAACAUGGUUCAUGACAUCAACAAAGGCGGCGAUCCCCAUGUCGUGGCAGCCAAAUACUAUGGAUCUUCAUGGACGAACGUGCAGGAUCUGGUGCGAGGACUUGCAAAGUUUGCGGCUGAGCGCGACAAGGAAGCCUGUAGACUUGCUGAGGAUGGAGAUUGGGAGAUGCCUUCUGAGGACGAUAAUAUGAAAGGUUGAACGAAAGUGUGAUGAAACGUUCGCUGUCACUGAAUGAAGAUGAACAAAGCUUGAUUGGGAUAAAGGUCGAGCAGGACGUUCAUGAGGUUGACGAUGAUGGCGACUUUGAGGCACGACAAUUGCGAUAUUUGCUGCUGAUGUCUUCCGAGGACAAGGUUAAUAUUUGGGCGAAGCACGGCGAGACUCAAAGUGCAACACAUAUGAUGCAAGAGCUACCAUGAGACAGAAACAG
Molecule: messenger RNA, 969 nt
Organism: Exophiala viscosa
Lineage: Eukaryota; Fungi; Ascomycota; Eurotiomycetes; Chaetothyriales; Herpotrichiellaceae
Exons: 2
Coding region: 48-737 (229 amino acids)
Source: RefSeq, a predicted model, not a curated record